CAAGUCAUGAUGGUUGAAUCUGCCUCGGAGACGAUACGGUCCACUCCCUCCAGCCAAAACGGGGUCAGCAGCCUCAGCAACCAGCCCGAUGGCAGCGGGGGCGGCGCAGGCGGCGGCGGAGGGCGCGAAGGAGCUGCGAGCGGGGAGGCCAACGGCGAGAUGAGCCCCGUGGAGCUCCUGCACUUCCAGCAGCAGCAGGCUCUCCAGGUGGCACGCCAGUUCCUGCUGCAGCAGGCCACGGGGCUGAGCUCCCCCAGCAGCAAUGAGGGCAAGCAGCCGGCGGUGCAGGUCCCCGUGUCCGUGGCCAUGAUGUCCCCGCAGAUGAUCACGCCGCAGCAAAUGCAGCAGAUCCUCUCGCCGCCCCAGCUCCAGGCCCUCCUGCAGCAGCAGCAGGCGAUAAUGCUGCAACAGUUGCAGGAAUACUACAAGAAGCAACAGGAGCAGCUUCACCUGCAGCUAUUGACACAGCAGCAAGCCGGAAAGCAGCAACCCAAAGAGCCGUUAGGGAACAAGCAGCUGGCCUUCCAGCAGCAGCUCCUGCAGAUGCAGCAGCUCCAGCAGCAGCACCUGUUAAACCUGCAGCGCCAGGGGCUGGUGAGCCUCCCGCCGGGGCAGGGCACCGUGCCCCUGCAGACCCUGCCCCAAGCUGUGUGCCCCUCGGACCUCCAGCAGCUCUGGAAGGAGGUCACGGCCGCCCAGCCCGUCGAGGACAGCAUUAAGCAAGAAGGUCUCGACCUCACCACCAACACCUCCAACUCUACCUCGUUUUCGGCCGCCAAGGUCUCGCCUCCCAUUUCCCAUCACCCUCUGCCCAAUGGACAGAGCACCAUGCACACGCCGAGAAGGGACAGCUCUUCCCACGAAGAGACCCCUAGCUCCCACCCGCUCUACGGCCACGGAGAGUGCAAGUGGCCUGGCUGCGAAACCCUCUGUGAGGACUUGGGACAGUUUGUCAAACACCUCAAUACAGAACAUGCACUUGAUGACCGAAGCACGGCCCAGUGUCGAGUCCAGAUGCAAGUGGUACAGCAGCUGGAAAUACAGCUGGCAAAGGAGAGCGAGCGUCUCCAAGCAAUGAUGGCCCAUCUUCACAUGAGACCUUCAGAGCCAAAGCCUUUCAGCCAGCCUCUGAACCUGGUCUCCAGUGCCACCCUCUCCAAGAGCACUUCCGACACGUUCCCCGAUGGCUUACCUCAUCCCCCCACCUCCGCCACGGCGCCCAUCACCCCCCUGCGGCAGGGCCCCUCCGUCAUCAGCUCUUCCACUUUACACAACGUGGGACCCAUCCGCAGGAGAAACUCAGAGAAGUUCUGCACCCCAAUAUCUUCAGAACUUGCACAGAAUCAUGAGUUUUACAAAAAUGCAGAUGUCCGGCCGCCCUUCACGUACGCCUCGCUCAUCCGGCAGGCCAUCCUGGAGACCCCCGACAGGCAGCUAACAUUGAACGAAAUCUAUAACUGGUUCACGCGGAUGUUUGCCUACUUCCGGAGGAACACGGCCACCUGGAAGAAUGCCGUCCGCCACAACCUGAGCCUGCACAAGUGCUUCGUGCGCGUGGAGAACGUCAAGGGAGCCGUCUGGACCGUCGACGAGCACGAGUACCAAAAGCGAAGGCCACCAAAGAUGACAGGGAGUCCGACUUUAGUCAAAAACAUGAUUUCAGGACUUGGUUACGGAGCACUUAAUGCAAGUUACCAGGCUGCGCUGGCGGAGAGCAGCUUCCCGCUGCUGAACAGCCCCACCAUGAUCAACACCAGCUCCGCCAGCGGCAUGCUGCACGUGGGCCACGACGACGUGAGCAGCACCGUGGAGCAGGUCAACAGCAACGGCAGCAACAGCCCGCGCCUGUCCCCGCAGCAGUACAGCCAUCCAGUGCACGUGAAGGAGGAACCUGCCGAGGCGGAGGACGACAGCAGACCCGUCUCGCUGAUGGCCACCACCAACCAGAAUGUGACAAUUCCCGACGACAGGGACCUGGAGGAGGAGCUGCCGGUGGAAGACUUGUCCUAA
Molecule: messenger RNA, 2010 nt
Organism: Nipponia nippon (crested ibis)
Lineage: Eukaryota; Metazoa; Chordata; Aves; Pelecaniformes; Threskiornithidae
Source: RefSeq, a predicted model, not a curated record